This is a messenger RNA of Hemibagrus wyckioides, 3346 nucleotides long. It is a transcript of the gene cd248a, whose product is annotated as CD248 molecule, endosialin a. Gene Ontology annotation, molecular function: extracellular matrix protein binding; calcium ion binding; extracellular matrix binding. The record is from RefSeq and is a predicted model, not a curated record. The coding region runs from base 209 to 2341 and encodes 710 amino acids. Lineage: Eukaryota; Metazoa; Chordata; Actinopteri; Siluriformes; Bagridae. Gene Ontology annotation, cellular component: extracellular matrix; external side of plasma membrane. The transcript has a single exon. Gene Ontology annotation, biological process: cell migration.
GUCCUCAGUCCAGGCGCAAACCCCAUUAGACUAGAGAGCGAGCGGAGUGCAAGAGAGAAAGUAGACAGAAGGGUUUAGGUCAAGCGGGGUUCAGUAAAUGUAGACUAGCUGGUAAAAGUAAAACAAGACAAAGAGAAAAAGUAACAGAGAGCAGGAGUCUGAGAGAGAGAGAGAGAGAGAGAGAGAGAGAGAGAGAAGUUGUGAAAGAAUGGGCUCUCCAGUGCUCGGUGUGAUUCUUCUCUCUACACUGGUGUAUCUGUCUAGCAUACAUAGUCAAGAGCUGCAGGAUCAAGAUGUUCUAUGCAGUGAGAACAGCUGUUUAGCAAUUUACUUUCAGCGCAAAACCUUCUUGGAUGCCUGGCGCCACUGCAGGAGUCAGGGUGGCAACCUUGCCACCAUCAAGAGUCCAGAAGAGGCAGACCUAACAGAGACUCUCUUCUCCAACCUGGACCUAAAGGAAAGUAGCCGUGUGUUUGUGUGGAUUGGUUUGCAAAGGCAGCCCCGUAAGUGUGCUGCUAACCGUCCGAUGCGAGGCUUCUCUUGGAUUACUGGGGAGCAAGAUACAGGUUACACCAACUGGCAGCAAGAGGACUCUCCAAACACCUGUUCAGUUCCACGUUGCGUGAGCAUAGGGUACAGUACCUCCUCUCCAAAAAGCCAGGACAACUUCAAGUGGAAAGAUGGACCUUGCUCAAUCCCUGUGGAUGGCUAUUUGUGCAGGUACACUUUCUCUGGCAUGUGUCAAGCUAUUUCAAAUGAAGGCUUUGGAAAUGUGCUGUACACAACCCCAUUUAACCUGGUCACCUCGCUCUUGACUUACAUUCCUUUUGGGUCAACUGCAACUGUACCCUGCUUAACUAAAGGUGACCAAACAGUACUGUGUACUCAAAGAGAGGAUGGGACUGUGGGGUGGAAGAGAGAUCCUCCUUACUGCUCUGAUAUUUCCAAGACUAGCUGGUGUGAUAAGGAUAAUGGUGGCUGCCACCAUAACUGCAUAGAAGAUGAAAAUGACUACUAUUGUGAUUGUAAGGACGGCUUUGUCUUGGCUGAAGAUGAAAUGAGUUGCUUUCAAACCGACCCAUGUCAAGGGUCUCCCUGUGAAUAUGAGUGUCUGACAGUGAUGGACAGUUAUCGUUGUGCCUGCCCUGAAGGCUACAUGCUGGCACCGGAUGAACAAGGCUGUCUAGAUGUCGAUGAGUGCUUGCAGAGUCCAUGUGAACAGAUCUGUGUAAAUGCACCAGGCACUUUUGAAUGUCACUGUCGUGAUGGCUAUAAAUCUGAUGAGGUGGGCACUUGUGAGGACAUUGAUGAGUGCACUGAGUCUCCAUGUGAGCAUGAAUGUGAGAAUGUAGUAGGUUCUCAUGUAUGUCAUUGUCACCAUGGCUUUGCGCCAUCUCCAGGUGAUCCAAGUCGCUGCUACGAUGUUGAUGAAUGUCAAAUUGAGGGAACCUGUGAGCAAAUGUGUAUAAAUUCCAAUGGGGGAUUUGAAUGCUACUGUAAUGAGGGUUAUGAUCUCCAAAUUGACUUUUAUUCAUGCAAACCCAGUGAUGAGCAGCAACUUUCCACAGUAUCUUCAUCUAUCGUCUUGAUCACAGACCUUACUAAUCAUACGACAGAACAUCAAGACCUUGAUUACGAGAAGCUACACGAAAAUGAACCUCUGGAUUGGCUUACUGAGCUUCCUAAUUUGGAAAUGGUUCCUACUGACUUGAGGUGGCUCACUAGUGCUACACAGGAGGUAACAGAAACCACUUCACCAACUGAAAGCCCUACUACCCUCAUUAACAUGGAAUUGGAUAAUGUAGACCAACAAACAGUUGCUAUGGAUGCUUUUGAAUCUUCCACCACUUCAACUCCACUGCCUGAAUAUUACGAGGGAGACAGUACCACAGAGCCCAUAGUUUUCCUCACCACUACUGUAGAAAGUGGUGCUUGGAAUUGGAUGUGGUUAAGUCCUAACCCAAAUGAGCUUGACAAAGAGGGUCCUUUCAUUACCAACACAGACUAUGAAACUUAUGAAACCGAUCUUGAUAAUGAUUAUGAAUCUACGACCUCUAACACUGAAAUACAAACACUUACACAGCCCCUCCUUUCCACUCAGGGAGCUAAGGAUGGUGGCAGCAAUGAGCAGACUCAGAGCAGCAGCUGGUUGCUGGUGGGAUUGUUGGUACCGCUCUGCAUCUUCUUAGUGGUUAUGGUGGUACUUGGUAUCAUCUACUGUACUCGGUGCAGUAACUCUAAGCCACAGAACAAGAAUGCCACUGAGUGUUACCACUGGAUUGCUGGUGCUGGUGAUAAAGCAGCUGCUGAUCUGGCAAGUGGUGGUGUAACAAAGGUGUAACCAAACUGUGCAAGGACAAACAAAUGAAAAUUUACAUGUACAGAAACAUUUUUGAUAGAAUUACAGCACAUGGUAGGACAAGGAAAUUAGAUGAAGAACCAUCUUGUAUCAAUACAGUCCUCAAUAACUAAUGGUGGAUUAGGGAAAUAUCUGUCAAUAAUAAAACAGAGGAAAUGGGAGGAACUGUGAAGCCCCUAACACUGUUUCUCUGCUGUACUGAAAGAGAUAAAGAUCCUGUUAUUUUCUUUCUUAGCCUCGUCACCCUACCUGACAUGGUUGCUUAACCGUUGCAAUGUAGCAGCCACAAGGUCAUAGCUAAUGUGAAAAGACACCGUAGUCGUGUUUCACAUAUUUAUAAUUUCUUCAGCUUUUAAGCAGUAUUUUCACCAGGAUAUUGUUUGUGCCUUACAGCAGCCUCAGAGAAGUGUCAUUUUUGUGAAACUACUCGUGCAUUUGCCUUGAUAUUGAGCUAUACUACUUGUUUCAACUCUCUGAGCCAGAUCCGACAGAUGACAAUUUUUGUUUUGUAACCCUGAAAUGGACAAAGUCAGUGAUUGUUACGGUGGACAUCACCAUACUCUCCUGUCUGACUGAGUCACGUUCAACUGUCAGUUAGUGUGAGGUGAUGCUUUGUUCACAACAUGCCAUAAGCGAAUUAUGACAACAAGCAUGCUGUAGAUUUGAAGGAAAUGAAAUAAGAUUAAAUCCUAAUGAACAUAUGCCUUUGAGGUUUAAAGAUGUUUUUUUUUUUUUCUUAAUUUAUGCAUAUUCUUAGUGGUGUCAUUAUGCUCACACUCAUGUACAAAACAUCUGAUCAGAAUUACAUGGUUGAUAUUGUUAUGCGGCCAAGCAAACAAUGUCAAAAAUAGUUUUAAUCUGUAAAUAUUGGAGACUUAUGAACAUCAUUGUUGGAUUCAUUCAUUAACUCUUGCAAGUUCUGCUUAUUAAAGUAUGAUUCCACUUUACUUAUGAUUUCACUGUGACUAAUCAACCAGAAACCUUUUA